This is a messenger RNA of Sphaeramia orbicularis (orbiculate cardinalfish), 3681 nucleotides long. It is a transcript of the gene adam12a, whose product is annotated as ADAM metallopeptidase domain 12a. Gene Ontology annotation, biological process: proteolysis. NCBI's taxonomy places the organism in Eukaryota, Metazoa, Chordata, Actinopteri, Kurtiformes, Apogonidae. Gene Ontology annotation, molecular function: metalloendopeptidase activity. The record is from RefSeq and is a predicted model, not a curated record. The transcript has 23 exons. The coding region runs from base 238 to 3132 and encodes 964 amino acids.
UCUUCUUUUUUUUUUUUUUUUUUUUUAUUGGAGUCGGACAUCUCCUUAAAAACAAAGUGCGGGGAGUUGAAUGAGCUCAGCUGUCUUCGGGAUUUCCUCCAGCUCCUGUUCGUAGAAGGGCUCACAUUUCAGGAAGUCCUUUUUGGAGGGGCUUUUACGCACUCGCGCAUCAGCUGUUGUUGGAGCCACUAUGGUCGCGCGGCUCUGAAACAUUAGUCCACGCAUCAGCCGGGCAUCAUGAACCCCUGGAGCCCCCCCUGGACUGGGAACUUAGUGUUUUGGACACUUGUGCAUGCCUUUUGUGUCUGUGGACCAGUGUGUGACAGUGCGCGCUCCAGACCUGCCACAGGGAACCUUUUGAGCUCGACUGAUGAGCGAAGACCAACGGCGAAGCAGAAACACUACGGGACUACAGUACCUCUGCAGCUGGUCGGACACGAAUGGAAACCCAUCAGUCGACUCAAAUACCAGAGUCACCCCGUGUCACUGAAGCUCCUGAUUGAAGUGGAAGGUGAACAGCUGCUCCUGGCUCUGGAGAAAAACGAGGGCCUUUUUACCAGUAACUACACAGAAACCCAUUACCUGGAGGACGGCAGCGCAGUCACAGGCUACCACAACUUCACGGUGAACUGCUACUACCACGGCGAGGUGGAAGGUCAUGUGGAUUCAGACGUCAGCCUCAGUACCUGUGCAGGGAUUAAGGGUUUCAUAUCUUUUGAGGACAGAGCCUACGUUUUGGAACCAUCUGCCGAUCACACCGAUGGGACUCACUGGAUCUACGCAGCCCAACAUAUCAACCUCACUCCUGGCACCUGUGGCCACGAUUUCAACAUAUCUGAUCCCUCUGCAGAUGGAGGCCCUUUCAGAGCGUUUAGCACCAGGCAUAAACGCCACGUCCAGACGACAACCAAGUACGUGGAGCUGAUCAUCGUGGCUGACAACAGAGAGUUCCAGAAACAAGGCAAGGACAUGGAGAAGGUCAAGCAGCGGCUGGCAGAGAUCGCCAAUUAUGUGGACAAGUUCUACAGGGCUCUGAACAUCCGUGUUGCUCUGGUGGGUCUGGAGGUGUGGAGUGACAUGGACAAAUGUCCGGUCACUCAGGACCCCUUCACCACUCUGCAUGAGUUCCUGGACUGGAGGAAAGUCAAGCUGCUGCCUCAGAAGCCUCAUGACAACGCCCAGCUCAUCAGUGGGGUGUACUUUCAGGGCACCACCAUCGGUAUGGCGCCCAUAAUGAGCAUGUGCACAGCCGAGCAGUCUGGAGGAAUCGUCAUGGACCAUUCUGACAACCCCCUGGGCGCCGCGGUCACUCUGGCCCACGAGCUCGGACACAACUUUGGAAUGAACCACGACACACCGGAGAGAGGGUGCGGCUGCAGGGUGACGGUGGAUCGCGGAGGCUGCAUCAUGACUCCCUCCACUGGGUAUCCGUUUCCGACAGUGUUCAGCAGCUGCAGUAAGAAGGACCUGACGGCGAGCUUUGAAAAAGGCGUGGGGAUGUGUCUGUUCAACAUGCCCGAGGUCAAAGUGCUUUACGGUGGACAGAAAUGUGGCAACGGCUACGUGGAGGAGGGGGAGGAGUGCGACUGUGGAGAACUGGAGGAGUGUAUGAACCCCUGCUGUAACGCCACUACCUGCACUCUGAAGGGAGAUGCAGUGUGUGCCCAUGGACAGUGCUGCCAGGACUGUCAGCUGAAGCCAGCAGGCACUCCUUGUCGUGAAUCCAGUAACUCCUGUGAUCUGCCAGAGUUCUGCACCGGUACCAGCCCCCACUGCCCCGCCAACGUCUACCUGCACGACGGCCACGCCUGCCACAGUGUGGACGGGUACUGCUAUAACGGCAUCUGUCAGACCCACGAGCAGCAGUGCAUCACACUGUGGGGUCAAGGAGCCAAGCCAGCUCCAGGAAUCUGCUUUGAGAGAGUCAACUCAGCAGGAGAUCCCUAUGGCAACUGUGGGAAGGACUCCAAAGGCUCCUUCGCCAAAUGUGAACCACGCGAUGCUAAAUGUGGCAAAAUCCAGUGUCAGGGAGGAGCUAACCGCCCCGUAAUUGGCACCAAUGCUGUUUCCAUAGAAACCAACAUCCCUCUGCAGGAAGGAGGUCGGAUACUGUGCCGAGGUACACAUGUGUACUUGGGGGACGACAUGCCCGAUCCCGGCCUGGUCCUGACGGGGACCAAGUGUGGAGAUGGAACGAUGUGUCUGAAUCGUCAGUGCCAGAACGUCAGUGUUUUUGGCGUGCACGAGUGUGCUUCAAAGUGCAGCGGUCGAGGGGUGUGUAACAACAAUAAGAACUGUCACUGUGAGGCUCACUGGGCACCUCCGUUCUGCGACAAGACUGGUUUUGGAGGCAGUGUGGACAGUGGGCCCAUCAGAUUAGCAGACAGUGGGAAUCUGAUCGUGGGAAUCCUGGUGGCUCUGCUGACCGUCAUGGGCGCCGGUCUGGUCAUCUGCCUGAAGAGAAAGACGCUAAUGAACCUGCUCUUCACCAGUAAAAAGAACCCCAUCGAGAAGCUCAGGUCGGUAAGCGCCGCCAUCAGUGGACCGUCCACGCCAAACCAGCCCCCACCUGUGAGCACAGUGUCUCCGACCCGGCCUGCCCCGCCUCAGCCUCACAGCACUGCCGUCUUCAAGCCGGAGGUCAUGCUCCCCCCGGCCCCUUACCCAUCAUCCCACAGCCUGCGAAGACUACCCCAGUGCCCUCCGGUUCACCUCAGCCACCCCGUCCCUCUGUCUUUGACCCUGUCCCUGUCUCCCGGUCCGGUCCAACCCAGACCCCCGGUCCCGCCGCCGCAUCGAGCCCCUCCCCCUCACAUCCACCACGUGGCACCCAGAGGGGCGCCGUUUCGGCCCGUGUCACGCCUUAACUCCUGCAGGAUGGUCAUGGAGCUGGAGAAGCCCAGUCCUCCUCAGAAACCUCUACCUGCUGAUCCCAGGACUUCACGUCUGGGUCGGAGUCCUUCUAUGAUCCAGGGCCACGCCGUCCUCCCCAGGCCUUCUGCUGUUUGUGGCCCGUUAUCCGAAGCACCGAGGCCUUUACGCCCCACCCCACACCCCAACAGACCCAGUCCCAAGCAUCCCCCGACUCUACCAAAGCCUUGUAUGAUCGCCAACGUCAAAUACAACAGCUGAGACAUGGGCAGAAAGGGACCGUGUUGCGAUAAGACACUAAGAAAAACAAAACAAAACAAAAAAAAAAAACAUUUGCACUAUGAAAACUCUGAAAACCUUAAAAGAUGGUGGCUUCUCCGAGGUCUGCUGUGUCCCUUUGGUGCUCUGUCUCUGAAUGGUGCUACGAGUCUGAGCUCAGGUACAUGUAAAGUAUUUAUAUUCUGUAUUUAUUGCCACGCAGUGCACUGUGCCAGACACUUUUACUACACAGUAGCAACUUAGGGUUUUUAACUCGUCGUUUACCAAUUUCACAAUUUUUUUUUUUUUUUUUUGUUCUCCACAGCGGCUCUUCUUUUUUUUUUUUUUUACAAAGGAAAAGAAUCCAUUUAAAUCUGUGAAAUUAUGAUUUGCAUAAUGAACUUUGUUUUAAUGAAGGGAUCCCUUUACAUAAUAGUUUUGUUAUAUAUACUAGCAGUGUAGACGAACAAGUGUAACGUGCAAUGUCAGAUGAAUGUGGAGAAAACGUGUGGGUUUAGUUCAACCCAGUGGAUUUACUUAAAGGGGCUAUAU